This is a messenger RNA of Danaus plexippus (monarch butterfly), 1334 nucleotides long. It is a transcript of the gene Or-42, whose product is annotated as odorant receptor 13a-like. The transcript is spliced from 7 exons. The coding region runs from base 7 to 1146 and encodes 379 amino acids. The record is from RefSeq and is a predicted model, not a curated record. Gene Ontology annotation, biological process: sensory perception of smell; detection of chemical stimulus involved in sensory perception of smell. Gene Ontology annotation, molecular function: olfactory receptor activity; odorant binding. Gene Ontology annotation, cellular component: plasma membrane. Lineage: Eukaryota; Metazoa; Arthropoda; Insecta; Lepidoptera; Nymphalidae.
GUUAAAAUGGAUAUACCUGCAUUCAACGAUAUAUUUGAACAAAUAAAAAUUAACUUCUGGCUCAUCGGUAUACCUUUAGGAAAUUCAAAAAUGACGAUAAGAUAUUUUGUUUUUCUAUUUUGUCUGUCGCUCAUGGUUUCGGAGGAAAUUGCAUUUUUUCUGUCAAGAUUUUCAGUUGAAAAUUUCUUGGAGUUGACCCAACUCGCUCCAUGCACCUUUAUAGGCUUGUUAUCAAUUUUGAAAAUUAUAUUUAUUACAAUCCAAAGGCAGAAAAUAUAUGAUUUGUCCCAGUCCCUUAAGCAUCUUUAUGAGGAUUUCUUAGGAGACCCGAUAAAAAGAAACUUUGUCAGUAAAGACUUUUUAUUCCUAAAGUAUUUGGUAAAAUGCUUUUUCAUACUAAAUGCGAUUCUAAUUUCGGUUUAUAACUUCUCCACUCUAAUCUUCUUAGCUUACCAUUAUUACACUAAGAAUGAAAUUCUGUUUACUUUACCAUAUGCUGUAUUGCUGCCCUUUUCUACAAUAUCAUGGUCGACCUGGUCAAUAGUGUACUUACAUUCAAUAAUUUCCGGCUUCGUCUGCGUUUUGUACUUUGCGACGGUUGACGCUCUGUAUUACAUUUUAACUUCACAUAUAUGCAGCCAGUUUGCUCUUUUGAGUGAGGAAAUUCAAAGUCUAGAUGAAAAUACCGCCUAUUCUCUGACAGAAAUUAUUAAGAAACAUCAGCAUAUAUUAAAACUGUCACAAGAUUUGGAAAUAAUAUUCAGAGCCCCAAAUUUAUUUAAUGUAUUAAUCGGAUCACUGGAAAUAUGCGCUCUUGGAUUUAAUUUAACGAUGGGAGAUUGGUCCCAAAUUCCAGGUGUUAUCUUGUUUCUACUUUCAGUAUUGAUUCAAAUACUAAUGAUAAGUGUUUUUGGCGAAAAUCUAAUAAGAGAGAGUAUGAGAGUUGGUCAAGCUGCAUUUUUCUGUAAGUGGUACACUAUGGACAGAGCUUCAAAAAAGAAUAUACUAAUAUUAAUGUUAAGAGCAAAUAAACCUCAAAUACUUACCGCAUAUCAAUUCUCAGUAAUAUCCUACGAAAGUUUUACAAAGAUAAUAAGCAUAUCUUGGUCGUAUUUUACUAUCUUGAAAACGCUUUACACAAACUAAAAAAUAAAAAUCAUAUUUUAGGACAAUUUUAUCAAAAUUAUAUUUUAUCGAUUAGGUCAUAAUAAGCUGAGAAAAAUAUUCACGAAUAAUUUAAUAAAUAUAUGGGUUACGUUAUUCGUUUAUCAAUUAUUCCACCCUGUUAGCUGCAGAUGUAAGUGUUUAUAUCUGCUUUAUCUAUGCAUGUCCAG